Messenger RNA from Cajanus cajan (pigeon pea), 1575 nucleotides. RefSeq names its product GDP-mannose 3,5-epimerase 2. The record is from RefSeq and is a predicted model, not a curated record. Gene Ontology annotation, molecular function: NAD binding; GDP-mannose 3,5-epimerase activity. NCBI's taxonomy places the organism in Eukaryota, Viridiplantae, Streptophyta, Magnoliopsida, Fabales, Fabaceae.
GUUGUUUUUGAGUGGAGUGGAUCCAAUAGAUGUAGAGAAGAAAUAAAUGAGUGGCUAUGCCUAUAUAUAGGAAACAGCAAUGACACCCACCACACAACCAUUUCACCAUCCAUUCUUCUCUUCAGUUCUCAGCAUGGGAAGUUCUGGAACAACCGACUAUGGAGCCUACACUUACGAAAACCUUGAGAGGGAACCUUACUGGCCCUCUGAGAAGCUCAGAAUUUCCAUAACUGGGGCUGGUGGUUUCAUUGCCUCACACAUUGCACGCCGCCUCAAGACUGAGGGGCAUUACAUCAUUGCUUCUGAUUGGAAGAAGAAUGAGCACAUGACUGAGGACAUGUUCUGCCAUGAGUUCCAUCUUGUCGACCUUAGGGUCAUGGAUAACUGCUUGACAGUUACCAAGGGUGUGGAUCAUGUCUUCAACCUUGCUGCUGACAUGGGUGGGAUGGGUUUCAUCCAGUCCAACCACUCUGUCAUCAUGUACAACAACACCAUGAUUAGCUUCAACAUGAUUGAGGCAGCCAGGAUCAAUGGUGUUAAGAGGUUUUUUUAUGCCUCUAGUGCUUGUAUCUACCCUGAAUUUAAACAGUUGGAAACAAAUGUGAGUUUGAAGGAGUCUGAUGCCUGGCCCGCUGAGCCACAAGAUGCAUAUGGACUAGAGAAGCUUGCAACUGAAGAAUUAUGCAAGCAUUACAACAAGGAUUUUGGAAUUGAGUGCCGCAUUGGGAGAUUCCAUAACAUAUAUGGCCCUUUUGGGACAUGGAAAGGUGGAAGGGAGAAGGCUCCUGCUGCUUUCUGUAGGAAGACACUUACUUCCAAAGAUCGAUUUGAGAUGUGGGGAGAUGGAUUGCAAACAAGAUCCUUCACCUUCAUUGAUGAGUGUGUUGAAGGUGUGCUUAGAUUGACUAAAUCAGACUUCCGUGAGCCCGUGAAUAUUGGAAGUGAUGAAAUGGUCAGCAUGAAUGAGAUGGCUGAGAUUGUUCUUGGUUUUGAGAAUAAGGAUAUACCAAUAUACCACAUUCCUGGCCCAGAAGGUGUUCGUGGCCGUAAUUCAGACAAUACAUUAAUCAAAGAGAAACUUGGCUGGGCUCCAACUAUGAAAUUGAAGGAUGGGCUGAGAAUUACAUACUUUUGGAUUAAGGAGCAGCUUGAAAAAGAGAAGGCUGAAGGUGUUGAUUUAUCAGUUUAUGGAUCAUCCAAAGUGGUAGAGACUCAAGCCCCGGUUCAACUUGGCUCACUUCGUGCUGCAGAUGGCAAAGAGUAAAGCGACUUAUGCAUGGAUGUAGUAGUAGUAAUAAUAAUAAAUUAUGUGUUGCAAGGAAAGGGUUCGUUUUAUAUUAUGCUAUUUUUUUUAGAUCAGUUCGUGCAGCAGAUGGUAAAGAAUAGAGUGGUUAAUGCAUUGUCUUAGUGUUUCAAGUGAAGGCUUGGUUUUAAUGUUGUCGAAAUUUGAUUUUAGAUUUUAGCUGUUCAAGUUAUUUCUGAAAUUUGUUCACAUGUUUGAACGAAGCUGUUAUGUUAUUGAAUGCUAUGUAAGCUUGUUUGAGGUAAUAACUGCUGCUUAAGGUCAUGCUAUUC